GCCUCAAACAGUAAUCAGACUUCUUCCUUGUCCUUGUCCACAUUGAAGAGAAUAGAGACAAUAAUUUUAUUGUUUAUGCUAUAUCUAUUCUCUAGUCUAUGCAUUGAGAAUUGUCAAAAAUUGGAAAAUGGCCGCGAAACAAAAUCCUGUUGUUCAAGAAGAACAAACAACAUCUGAUGAUAUUCCACUGACGUCGUUAGAAGAAAGCUUGUUUAGCUCGGAAAAACUUGAUCGUGCAUCUCCAGAAUUGUGGCCGGAGCAAAUUCCUGGAGUAUCGGAAUUUGCUCCCCCGCCGAGUAACAACCAAUCUCCGCCGUUGUGGGCUCGAGGAGCUACUAAGGAAGAUUUCACCUAUAUGCAACAAUUGGGGUCACUUUCUACUAGUGGACUCAUAAUGGAAGUUAAGAAGCUACAUGACCUUGCCUACCAACUUGGGCUUGAAGAGGCUAAAGAAAUGACAAGAGGGAAGUAUUUAAAUAUAUUCGCUUCCAGGCGACCACGAGUGUACUAUGCCAAACCAAAUGCCAAAUAGUCAUAUAUUAUUAUCAAAUCUAGUUUAAUAAAUCAAUUAUUUCUCAAAAUAAUGCAAGGUGACACAUAAGAAGGGACAUGCCACUGUUUAUGUGUAAUUGGUGCCUAUAAGUAACCAUCGAAUUUUUAAUUACACAAUAGAAUUACUUUUAGUUCUAGAAGAACAUUAUUUUAGAACAUGAUGACAAUAAUGUCAUUUGGUUUAUAAGAGAUUUAUCUGGUUAUAGUAUAGCCAUCAACUACAUGUAGUCAUGAUGCAAAACUAACAAAUUCUAUAAUAUGUAUAUUGUUUAUAGUGAGCAAUCAAUUGAUAUUUAUUUGUUAUGAAAUAUGGCAUAGUGGACCUGCUGUCAGCAGCACUGUCAAAUAUAAUAGUACCUGUAGGACAUUUUAAAAGUUACAUUUUGACUAAUAUAUCUUAAGAAUUAAACACAUAUGUAACUUUUAAACAUUUUAUUAUAAUAAAAUUAACAUAAUAAAGUUAAAUGUUAACCUACAAUGUAAAAUUAGUAGAUGCUAAUAAAUUAUUUUAAGUUUACAAA
Molecule: messenger RNA, 1073 nt
Organism: Spodoptera frugiperda (fall armyworm)
Lineage: Eukaryota; Metazoa; Arthropoda; Insecta; Lepidoptera; Noctuidae
Gene: lin-52
Product: protein lin-52 homolog
Exons: 4
Coding region: 128-532 (134 amino acids)
Biological process (GO): regulation of DNA-templated transcription
Cellular component (GO): DRM complex
Source: RefSeq, a predicted model, not a curated record